UCUCCUGAAACAUUCUAUAAAGAGAGCGCCCUGCUGACCACAUUAUAGCACAAGGAGAGGAAGAAACAGGCCAGAAGCACAGCCAUGUCCGAGCUACUCGCGAUCUUGCUGCUCUCCCUGGCGGCGGCGCGGGCCGACGGGAAGCCAUGCGACAUCGCUAGGAGUCAGUUCCCCAAGGGCUUUCUCUUUGGCACGGCGUCCUCUGCGUACCAGUAUGAAGGCGCUGUGAGGGAAGGUGGCAGAGGGGCCAGCAUCUGGGACGCCUUCACACACAAUCACCCAGACAAGAUAGCAAAUCGGAGCACCGGAGACGUAGCAAUAGAUUCCUACCACCGGUACAAGGAGGAUGUUAAGAUCAUGAAGGAAAUGGGCUUCAGUGCCUACAGAUUCUCAAUUUCUUGGUCACGUAUACUGCCUAGUGGAAAACUGAGUGGAGGGGUCAACAUGGAAGGUAUCAAGUACUACAACAAUCUCAUCGACAAGCUCAUUUCCAAAGGUGUUGAACCAUUUGUGACCCUUUUCCACUGGGACGCCCCGCAAGCAUUAGAACAGAAGUACAGUGGCUUCUUAAGCCACCUUAUUGUGGAAGAUUUCCAGGACUAUGCCAACAUCUGCUUCAGGGAGUUUGGUGACAGGGUAAAGUACUGGAUAACAUUCAACGAGCCUUGGAGUUUCAGUAUAGGUGGCUACUCCAGCGGCACAUUAGCACCGGGCAGAUGUUCGUCAUCACAAAAGCCAGGUUGUAGCAUGGGAGACUCAGGAAGGGAACCUUAUAUAGUAGCUCAUAAUCAACUUCUGUCUCAUGCAGCAGCAGUUAAAGUGUACAGAGACAAAUAUCAGAUGGAGCAAAAAGGAAGAAUCGGUAUUACAAUAGUUAGCAAUUGGAUAAUUCCCUACUCAAAUUGCAAGGAAGACAAGGAUGCUGCGAAGCGUGCAUUGGACUUCAUGUAUGGAUGGUUCAUGGAUCCCUUAACCAAAGGAGACUAUCCACUCAGCAUGAAAACACUGGUUGGAAACAGAUUACCAAAAUUCACAAAAGACCAGGCAAAAGCUAUAAAAGGAUCAUUUGAUUUCAUUGGACUCAAUUACUAUUCAGCAAGAUAUGCUCGGAAUGCUAAACGCAGCAGCAAUAGUAACAAAAGCUACAGCACUGACUCACAAACUGAACAAGGAGUGGAGAGAAAUGGAACAUAUAUUGGCCCAAAGGCUGGCUCUUCUUGGCUCUACAUCUAUCCAGAAGGAAUAGAAGAACUCUUGCUAUACACCAAGAAGACAUACAACAACCCUACUAUCUACAUCACAGAAAAUGGUGUUGAUGAAAUUAACAACGAAAACUUACCUCUUCAAGAAGCCUUGAUUGACAAUACCAGAAUAGAAUUCUACCAGCAACACAUAUUCCAUGUUCAAAAGGCCCUAAGGGAAGGAGUAGAUGUACGGGGAUAUUUUGCAUGGUCUCUGUUUGACAACUUCGAGUGGAUGGACGGUUACAGUGUUCGAUUUGGCCUUAACUACGUCGACUACAAGGAUGGUCUGAAAAGAUAUCCAAAGAGAUCCAGCCAAUGGUUUCAGAAGUUUCUUGAGCACUAAAACUUGUACUGUAUAAGUGAAGUUUUUUAUAUGCAGUAACAGUGUUAGGUAAUGUACACAUCAGACUCUGAGUGGAUUGCCAGAAUAGUAGUAUAGAUAGCUUGAUUGUAAUUGUAAUUUCAAGGAAAAUGCUAGUGCUCCAAAUAAUUGCUAUGUAAUAAGGCAUAACAGACGUGGUCAGUCUUGCUGGCUUACCAAAUAAAAAACGUGUUGGAAUGACAUUUGUAAGCAAGAAACAGAUG
This is a messenger RNA of Lolium perenne, 1829 nucleotides long. Its product is annotated as beta-glucosidase 24. NCBI's taxonomy places the organism in Eukaryota, Viridiplantae, Streptophyta, Magnoliopsida, Poales, Poaceae. Gene Ontology annotation, biological process: carbohydrate metabolic process. The record is from RefSeq and is a predicted model, not a curated record. Gene Ontology annotation, molecular function: beta-glucosidase activity.